Closterium sp. Yama58-4 is the source of this 2376-nucleotide messenger RNA. Lineage: Eukaryota; Viridiplantae; Streptophyta; Zygnematophyceae; Desmidiales; Closteriaceae. The record is from the annotation of a GenBank genome assembly.
AUGCUCCCUGACGGCUCCAUUCGCUUCUUCGACGACUCGUCGACCCAAUCCGGCGAGCAUCUAACGGCCCAGACCGUCCUCUCUGAGUAUCCCGACACGCAUCUCACAUCGGUCGUAUCCGUCGUGUCACCAACCACCCCUCUCGUCCCGGGUGAAACCUACUUCCUCAGGCCGAAGCGAGCUACCCAGCAGGUGACCACCCGCCCGGAGCCUUCUCGUCACUGCUCUGUUUCGCGCGAGGGGUCGCCGGUACUUCCGAUUUCGCGCCUGAGCCUCAGAGCCGGCGGCGGAGCCGCGUCGAGUGACGCGAUCCCGUGGCGCCGCUACCCGCUGCACCUCGAGAACGCCGUUCGCAACGCCAUCGCCAGGGGUCUCCCGUCAUUCGAUCUCGGCACCUUCGCAUCCGACGCGUACCCUAACGGCGCGCGCUAUACCGCGGAUCUGCGCGCCAUGACGCAGCGGAACGUGCAGAGCGGGUACACACGCCAGAUUAAGGUGAUUGGCGCGGCGCUGCCCGCUCCUGCGCCGUCCCAGGCCUUGGGAAUGCCGAAUCAGCAGGGCCUUCAGCUGCCAGGGGGAGCACCCAUGCCGACCAUCCACUGGCGUGACAGUCGCAACAACCUCCGGCAGUACGACGCAGCCACGGCCCGAGCCAUCUUCCGAGCCGGCGCGCAGGGCUACAUGUGCGCGCAAACCGCGCCAAUCAUCACCGAUGCGUACCCCUUGGGCGUGGUGUAUACUGCAGCGCAUGGUGCAGCGGAACCCAUUCACGGGCAGGGAGAGGGAUGUGGUGGUGCAGUUUCCACACAACCCUCUGGAGCUGCUCAAGCUGGCUCUGGGGGCAACUGGGGAGGAUCGCAAGCAGCUGUUAGGUGCAACACUGGAAGCGUUUUGCUCAGAGGACAAUGUGAUGACGAUGCUGGCGGGAAAGAUUUCGCCGUACCAGGAAGCGAUCUCUCCGUCGCAGCAGCUGCCACAUCUGCCUUCGCCUCCCUCUUCUCCGCCGCCUGCGACGUCGCACACCGCUUGCAAGCGAGUAACUCCCAUGCGUGCGACAGACUGAGCGACGCUUCUGUGGACCACGCCACUGCAUCGCCAGAACAAAACGCCGGGGCAGACGAUUGUAACGCGUCGCCGAUGGAAAUUAUUCCACUAACGGGAUCUGGAAACGCGUGCAUUCAACUGGGGCUCGGCGUUGGCGGAGCGAGCGCGAACUUCUAUCAGCGGCUCGGAUCCGGAACCGGCCGGCUCGUCGCUGCGGCUGUAGCGGCGUCGACUCGCGCCGCAGGCCCGCUUGUCGCGUCGCACAUAGCCCACCGCGUCGUCUGGCUACAGCCGGCGAAAGGCCUGCUACAGACGUCGGCUGCGGCUGUCACGCCUGCAGUCGCCGGCCCAGCGGGACCAGGAUUGGGUGCGCUGCCCGUUGGAGUCGCACGUCUGCCGAUCGUUUUGCAACAGUCUGCGAUCGGCGGACUUUUGUCGCUGAGCGCGGUGGCAUUAGGGGCAUUGGGAUGGGCGAGGGCGUGUUCAGCGGAAGACGAGCGCGUCGGAGCGCGGCCGGGGGUGCGGGGGGAUGGUUCGCGGGAGAAUUCCGCGCUAGGUCAAGGCGCGGGGGAGGACGAAGCGGAGGCGGUGCUUUCACAAGUGGCGUCUGUUGCGGAAGCGCGGAAGCGGCCUCGUGAGACAGAUGGCGACAGUGUGCCGCACGCGUGUGUGGCGACGGUGGUGGCGGGUGCGGAGAGGGGCGUGGUGGUGGAACCCAAGACGAAGCACUCCUUCCCCGUCGUGCUGCGGCAAGAGGGGCAGGGACGCGGGCUGCUGGCAGGGGUGGGCAUCAGAGACACAGUCAUCGCAAGGAUCAAGUCCAUCAAAGUAUAUGCCUUCGGCCUCUACGUGAGUCCAUCCAGCCUGGGGGGCGAUGAGCACCUCAAGGCCAAGUACGGCGCCAUGCCUCUGGACGAGCUGCGAAUCAGCCAGGAGUUUUACGACGACCUGCUCAGUCGUGAGAUUGGCAUGACGGUGCGGCUGGUGCUGCACUACAGAGGGCUCAACAUGAAGAUGGUGCGCAAUGCGCUCAACACAUCCCUCUCUAAUCGCCUCACCAAGCUACUGGGCCAUGCAGACGACCCGGGCUUCCAUACUCUUAACGAGUACCUCUCGCUGCCGCACCAAGUCAAGCGGGGCACCACCAUCGACUUCACCUGGCAGCCAGGAGGAACGCUGCUCACUGAGAUUGACGGGAGGCGCAUGGACCCAAUAGUCAGUGCUCCUCUAUGCAGAGCCUUCUUUGAUUUGUACAUCGGCCAUCCGCCCGUGUGCGAGAAGGCAAAGCAGCGGAUCGGGGAGGGCAUAGGACGGAUGAUUGCCACGUGCUAA